AUGAGCCAGGGCCGCCGGAGUGGGCAGGCGGGCGUGCCGCACGAGCCGACGCUGGUGUCGGCAGCGCCGCCGUUGAGCCACUUGAUGACGCUCUACCAGCGCUAUGAUUCGCUGCGUAACUCGAUUGCGCUCCUGCGCGAGCAGACCUUGCACACGCCCGGCGUGGAAGACUGGCUGUCGGUGCAGUCGCAUUAUACCAACCUCUUGUCGCAUAUCUUCUCAAUCGCCUCGGCCUUGCACUCGCCGAGCCCGCACUUUGUUGCGUCGCAGGUCGCGACGCUGAACGAGUUCCUAGACUCGGAGGCGCAGGACGCCAACCUCUUUGGCGAGGACGAGACGGAGAACAAGACCUCGCUGUUGUACGCGACCGACGACGGCCAGCAGACGAACCUGCCCCCAAUCGAGGAUCGCGACGCAAAGAGCAGGCUUCCUGCACUUGCGGUGCACCCCAGCCUGCCGAUCCCCGACAGCAAGCUCAACUGGCUCGGCACGCUCCUGCGCACUGUCCCCGAGAUCGAGACAGGCGCGGCGGAGGCGGCAGGUGGAUGA
Molecule: messenger RNA, 549 nt
Organism: Malassezia japonica
Lineage: Eukaryota; Fungi; Basidiomycota; Malasseziomycetes; Malasseziales; Malasseziaceae
Exons: 2
Coding region: 1-549 (182 amino acids)
Source: RefSeq, a predicted model, not a curated record